Messenger RNA from Prunus armeniaca (apricot), 1215 nucleotides. The record is from the annotation of a GenBank genome assembly. Lineage: Eukaryota; Viridiplantae; Streptophyta; Magnoliopsida; Rosales; Rosaceae.
AUGAAGCGCAAGAAAUGGUCGGAGCUCGAAGAGCUGACCCUUCUCACCAAGUACUCGGAGCUUCUCAUCUCUGGGGCUCUAGCCAAGCUCAAAACUCGUGAGAAAAAAUUCAAGCCCAUAGCGGACCACGUGAACUCGGUGCAUCAUCUGCACGACCCAGUAACCUUCCCUUUCAAAUGGUCCUGGCGCGACGUCUCGAUCAAGGUCCAAAACAUGCGCCACCAGUACCUGGGUGUGAAGCAGAAGAUCCGGGUCUCCAAGGACGAGUUCAACUGGAAAGAUGGUGAAAACCACUGGGAGAAUUUCUUGAAGUACAAAGAAGUGUUUGGGGAUGUGGAGCUUGAUGUUAAGGGCAAGAGGGCGUGCGAAAGUGAGAGCCUUGAUGUUUUUGGGGAUUGUGGGGACUUGGGGUUUGGGAUUGACUCUGAGGAUUUAGAGGAAGAAGAGGACGAAGAAGAAGAAGAAGAAGAACCAUUGGAAGAUGAAGAAGAAGAAGAAGACGGUAGCGGUGAUGGUGAUAAUGGUCUCGUGGAAUUAGGUAGGAGUGAAGGUGGUGAAUUUGGGGGUCAGAGAGAAAUUGGGGAUGUGGGUUUUGCUCCAAAAAGGAAAUUGUGUAAGGUUGGAUUACAUAGGAGGUUGGGGUUGGUCAGUGCACAAGUUUUGGACUUGAGGGAUGUGGUGGUGAAGAGGGAAGAGAGGAGGAGAGAGAGGGAGUGUAGGAGAGAGAACAGUGAGGCUGAGAGAGAGGAAAAGAGGAAAGAACUUGAGUGCAGGAGAGAGAAAAGGAGGAAUGAGAGGGAGGAGUGGUUGGAGGAUAGAGAAUUGGAGUUAGAAGAGAGGGAGGUGAUGUGGGCAAGAAAGGAAUUUGAGAAAAGGUUGAGGCUAGAGAGGGAAUUCGAUGAGGAGCGGCGUAGAAGGAUGAGGAUGGAGGAGAAGAGGGAAGAGGCAGAGUUGGAGUGGAGGGAGAGGAUGGUGAGUUUGCAAAUUGAGCAUGAGAAGCAAAUGAUGCAAAUGCAUGCUGAAGCGUGCCAGAACCAAAUGCAGAUUCUUGGAGUCAUGGCUAGGCUAGUUUGUCAAUUUUUUGGGUCGGUGAAUGAUGGGCUGGGAGGUGGUUUAGGGGCUUUGCCGCCUCAGGUUUUGCAAAAUUUGCAGCAUCCGGGGGAUUUGGGCCACAAUGGGAAGCCGGAGGCCAAUUCACCUUCUGAGUUCCUCUAG